Brassica rapa (field mustard) is the source of this 889-nucleotide messenger RNA. RefSeq names its product 2-C-methyl-D-erythritol 2,4-cyclodiphosphate synthase, chloroplastic. Gene Ontology annotation, molecular function: 2-C-methyl-D-erythritol 2,4-cyclodiphosphate synthase activity. The record is from RefSeq and is a predicted model, not a curated record. NCBI's taxonomy places the organism in Eukaryota, Viridiplantae, Streptophyta, Magnoliopsida, Brassicales, Brassicaceae. Gene Ontology annotation, biological process: terpenoid biosynthetic process.
AAAAGUAAAAUAGAGUGGCUGAUGAUUGUAAACAGAGAAGAAAUGGCUAUGGCUACUUGUACUCAGCUAUCUUCUUCUUCAUCUUUGUUUCACCCUCAAAUUACCAAAAAGCCCUUCCUUCUCCCGUCCCCGGCGACGAUCAGCGUUCAUGGGUUCUCUACACUUAGGCCAAAGUCUCUCUCUUUAUCCCAUCGUUCUUCUGUCUCAGCUUCUGCUGCUUCUUCCUCCGUCGACGUCACUGAACAGAAGAAAUCAACAAGAACACUUCCGUUUAGAGUGGGUCACGGGUUCGAUCUGCAUAGGUUAGAGCCAGGGUACCCUCUGAUAAUCGGAGGGAUUGAUAUCCCUCACGAUAGAGGCUGCGAAGCUCACUCCGACGGGGAUGUGUUGCUUCAUUGUGUAGUGGAUGCAAUCUUGGGAGCGUUAGGGCUUCCUGAUAUAGGUCAGAUCUUCCCUGACUCUGAUCCUAAAUGGAAAGGAGCUGCAUCCUCUGUCUUCAUCAAAGAAGCUGUGAGACUCAUGGACGAGGCAGGGUACGAGAUAGGGAACCUAGACGCCACAUUGAUUCUACAGAGACCGAAGAUUAGUCCUCACAAAGAGACAAUACGAUCUAAUCUCUCCAAGCUUCUUGGUGCAGAUCCUUCUGUGGUGAACUUGAAAGCUAAAACACAUGAGAAAGUUGAUAGCCUUGGAGAAAACAGAAGCAUUGCAGCUCACACUGUUAUUCUCCUCAUGAAGAAGUGAUUCAGAUUAAUCAUAUUCCUUAAAUGUAUCAAAUCUCAUUAUUAAAAGAUAUUGUUAAUCUAAAUUUACACUUGGUGUAAUCACCCUUUUGAACGGUAUUAAUCCCCUCUUCGAAACAAUGAAAACCGAAUGAUGCUGAUGGUGA